AUGCCUGAGUCUCCUCUCAGUCCUACGGCAGCCCGUCAAACCCCAGCCAGCAGCCUCCUCAGUCACACAGACAACAGUGCAGGCGAGAGAGUAGCUAAUGGGGACUCCUGCAGUGGAGUGAACGGUGAAAACUGGCAGAGUCUCCACCAUAAACAGGUUUUUCUGGCAAUGAUGGCUCCUCAACAGAUGCAGCAGCUUCUCUCCCCCAACCAGCUGCAGGCUCUGAUCCACCAGAAACAACAAGCCCUCCUACUACAACAGCAACAUCUAAAAGAGUUUUACAAGAAGCAGCAACAACAGAUCCACCUGCAACUGCUUAAACAGUAUCCUGGAAAGAAAAUAAAAGAACCUUCUGCGCAGCAGUUUGUGUAUCAACAGCUUCUGCAGCUCCAGCAGCAUCAACAACUCCUUCAGGUGCAGAGACCAGUGCUGUCCUCUCCUGCCGUCUCACCAGCUGGUUUUAGCCCUGCAGAGAUUCAGCAGAUAUGGAAGGAGCUCAUAAAUGGAAUAACUGAAGACAAAGCUACAAUAAAGGGUAGUAAAGAUUCUGCUGCGGUCAACAUAGUGUCACCAAAAGUCACAGGGAAACAGACCAGUGACCAACAGUCUCUGUCUCCUGGCAGAGCAGAAAGUGUUGUUAAAGUUGAUCGAGACGCCACACACCUCCUCUACAGUCAUGGUUUGUGUAACUGGCCUGGAUGUGACUCAGUCUGUGAAAACUUCAGCCAGUUUAUCAAACACAUAGAUACUGAACACACUCUGGAUGACAGAAGUACAGCCCAGUGCAGAGUCCAAAAGCAGGUGGUGCAGCAACUGGAACUUCAGCUGUGCAAAGAACGUGAGCGUCUGCGAGCGAUGAUGGCUCACCUGCAUUUGCCAUCUUUAGAAGCUCAGACGCUGCCUUCACAACGGAAUCUACAGUCGCCACAAUCUGAUACAGCUGCUGACCCACGUAGCCUACAGCUCAGCUCCGUCGCCAGCACCCCCAACUUUACUUCAGUGAGUCCGUCAGAUUCACCCCAGAUGUCCCCCCACCCUCUGGGGUCUGGCGGCGCUCCGUCGCAGGGCUGCGAGGAAGAACCAGCCACUCAUAUGUCAUGUGCUGGGGCUGUGAGACGCCGUCACCACCACUUGGUCUACCCUCUGUCCUCAGAAAAUGAAUAUGAGCUUUACAAGAACACCGAUAUCAGACCACCUUUCACCUAUGCAACGCUGAUAAGACAGGCUAUUAUGGAAGCAUCAGACAUGCAACUAACACUCAACGAGAUAUACAAUUGGUUCACACGGACGUUCGCUUAUUUCAGGCGUAACGCUGCCACUUGGAAGAAUGCCGUUCGCCACAACCUGAGCCUGCACAAGUGCUUUGUGCGUGUGGAGAAUGUGAAAGGCGCCGUGUGGACGGUGGACGAGGUGGAAUACCAGAGGAGGAGAUCGCAGAAGAUCACAGGCAGCCCAUCGCUGAUGAAAACCGUGUCCUCCAACCUUAGUUUUGGGCCCACUCUUAACACCAGCUUACAGACGGCGCUGGCUGAGGCGUCACUGCCAGGAUUCAAGACAGGAUGUUUAGGCAGAAACUCCAGUCAGACCCAAGAGGACAGACCAGCAGACGGCCCAGACCCCACGCCCCAAGUCCACCAUUUUCACCUCCUUAAAAACAAAGCCCUGAAUCCGAAUGACCAAGAAUCUCUGAUGUCAAACGGAAAACCGCAGCAAAAGACGACUGAAAACGACGAGGAAUUGUUCGAUCUUGAAUGACAUUUGUGUAGAAGAGUUAAAUAAAUGUUGAAUAUUCAGGCACAUAGAGCACCAUUGACACAUUUAGGAUUAAAUUCAUCUCAGUUUUCUGUGUUGAAAUCUGCACCAAAAAAAGAACGAUUAUCAAAUGCACUGUAAAAUUCAUUUCAGAUGUUUAAUUCAUUACCACACAGGUGCCAAUCAUGCAGCCCGUGGGCCAAAACCAGCCCGCCAAAGGGUUCAGUGUUGUCCCAUGGGAUGAAUUUGUGAAAUCCAAAAA
Sphaeramia orbicularis (orbiculate cardinalfish) is the source of this 2014-nucleotide messenger RNA. Its product is annotated as forkhead box protein P2-like. Gene Ontology annotation, cellular component: nucleus. The transcript is spliced from 15 exons. Bases 1 to 1755 code for a protein of 584 amino acids. The record is from RefSeq and is a predicted model, not a curated record. NCBI's taxonomy places the organism in Eukaryota, Metazoa, Chordata, Actinopteri, Kurtiformes, Apogonidae. Gene Ontology annotation, molecular function: DNA-binding transcription repressor activity, RNA polymerase II-specific; RNA polymerase II cis-regulatory region sequence-specific DNA binding. Gene Ontology annotation, biological process: regulation of transcription by RNA polymerase II.